This is a messenger RNA of Cricetulus griseus (Chinese hamster), 1863 nucleotides long. The record is from RefSeq and is a predicted model, not a curated record. Lineage: Eukaryota; Metazoa; Chordata; Mammalia; Rodentia; Cricetidae.
AUGAGGAAACCGAGGCCCAGAGAGUCUAGCAAAUCUGCCCCAGGGUCACCAGUGGGGUCAGGAUGUCUCCAAAGGCUCUCGCAUUCAGGAAUUUCCAGGCCCUUCCUCGUGCUGCCCCCUCUGAUGGAGUGGAUCCGAGUGGCCGUGGCUCAUGCUGGCCACCCCCCGGACUGCGAGCCACGCCAGCUCAAGGCGGACGACUGCUUUUGCGCUUCUCGGAAACUGGACGCAGUGGCCAUUGAAGCCAAAUUCAAGCAGGACUUGGGCUUCCGGAUGCUUAACUGUGGACGGACGGACCUGGUGAAACAGGCAGUGUCCCUGCUGGGACCCGACGGAAUCAACACCAUGAGCGAACAGGGCAUGACCCCCUUGAUGUACGCCUGCGUCCGUGGGGACGAGGCGAUGGUGCAGAUGCUGCUGGAUGCCGGAGCUGACCUGAAUGUGGAGGUUGUCAGUACUCCUCAUAAAUAUCCAUCCGUCCACCCUGAGACCCGCCAUUGGACGGCUCUGACUUUUGCUGUGUUGCAUGGACAUAUUCCUGUAGUUCAGCUUCUCCUGGAUGCUGGGGCCAAGGUGGAAGGCUCAGUGGAACAUGGCGAGGAGAACUAUUCAGAAACACCUCUCCAGCUUGCGGCAGCUGUGGGGAAUUUUGAGCUGGUUAGUUUGCUGUUGGAGCGUGGUGCGGAUCCCCUGAUAGGAACCAUGUACAGGAAUGGAAUUUCUACAACCCCCCAGGGUGACAUGAACUCUUUCAGCCAGGCCGCAGCCCAUGGACACAGGAAUGUGUUCCGCAAACUGCUCGCUCAGCCAGAGAAGGAGAAGAGCGAUAUCCUGUCCCUGGAGGAGAUUCUGGCUGAGGGGACUGACCUGGCAGAAACAGCCCCGUCCCCCUUGUGUGCCAGCCGCAACAGCAAGGCCAAACUGAGGGCCCUGAGGGAGGCCAUGUAUCACAGCGCUGAGCAUGGCUACGUGGAUGUCACAAUUGAUAUCAGGAGUAUAGGUGUCCCAUGGACUCUGCACACGUGGCUGGAGUCACUGCGGAUCGCCUUCCAGCAGCACCGCAGGCCUCUCAUCCAGUGUUUGCUCAAGGAGUUCAAGACCAUUCAAGAGGAGGAGUACACAGAGGAGCUCGUCACCCAAGGCCUGCCCCUGAUGUUUGAAAUCUUAAAAGCAAGCAAGAAUGAAGUGAUCAGCCAGCAGCUGUGCGUCAUCUUCACACACUGUUAUGGUCCCUACCCCGUUCCCAAGCUUACGGAGAUCAAGAGGAAACAGACCUCACGCCUGGAUCCUCAUUUUCUUAACAAUAAAGAAAUGUCUGAUGUGACCUUCCUGGUAGAGGGAAGACCCUUCUAUGCUCACAAAGUGCUGUUGUUCACAGCCUCUCCCAGGUUCAAGGCCCUUCUCUCCAGCAAGCCAACAAAUGACAGCACCUGCAUAGAGAUUGGCUAUGUGAAGUACCCCAUCUUCCAGCUGGUCAUGCAGUAUCUCUACUAUGGUGGCCCAGAGUCACUUCUCAUUAAAAACAAUGAGAUUAUGGAGCUUCUAUCUGCUGCUAAAUUUUUCCAACUGGAGGCACUGCAGCGACACUGUGAGAUUAUCUGUGCUAAAAGCAUCAAUACUGACAACUGUGUGGAUAUCUACAGCCAUGCCAAGUUCCUCGGGGUCACAGAGCUCUCAGCAUACUGUGAAGGCUACUUCCUUAAAAACAUGAUGGUCCUCAUUGAAAAUGAGGCAUUCAAGCAGCUCCUGUAUGACAAGAAUGGUGAAGGUACGGGCCAGGAUGUGCUUCAGGACUUACAGAGGACGUUGGCCAUUAGGAUUCAGUCCAUCCACCUGUCGUCCUCCAAGGGUUCCGUGGUGUGA